Pyricularia grisea is the source of this 1392-nucleotide messenger RNA. RefSeq lists its product as uncharacterized. The transcript has 3 exons. The coding region runs from base 397 to 1164 and encodes 255 amino acids. The record is from RefSeq and is a predicted model, not a curated record. Lineage: Eukaryota; Fungi; Ascomycota; Sordariomycetes; Magnaporthales; Pyriculariaceae.
GGCGACGACGCGAUCAGGUCGGACCUAUCGAGACUAAUGCCCACAAGCCGGUAUUGCGAUUCUCGUAUAUCCCCCUUCCUGUCAGCAUUAAGUAAAAGUGGGAUGCAGAUCUUGCCAAUCCUUGGUUCGACCCUAAUCGUAGAUGACGACAGUUGUGGUCAGGAAACGGCGCCGGCUACUGUUGUCGUGCUCAUGAUGGAGCUUGAAGCUUCAGACGCACGCACAUAUAAAAAAUAGGGACAACUGCCACUGGUUUACUGAUGCUUGUCUCGCUCACAAUAUUCACUAUAUAUCAGUGUUUCUAGCAUCAAUUUGUGGUUACAAAUACAGAAUCCAGCAAUAUCCUUACUUUCUUCUUGUUUCCGCCACUGCGAGAUCUGACACUUUUCCAACGCAAUGUUGCCGGCAGCUCUCCUCGCCCUCGCAGGCCUCACCGCCGCCUCGCCUAACGUCAUACUGCACUUCAGCCCACGGAUCUGCAUGCCGGGUCUAGAGACUGACGUUCUGAUAACGCACCAGUGGGCCUACUACGCCCUCACCAACGGCACGGGCCAGGGCCAAGUGCCGGAUAACACCAUGCCGGGGAGCUACCAGGACCAGUUCUCGACGGACGCGGUCAAGGGCGUCGAGCCGACCACCACGGGCACCUCGCUCCGGAUCACGUACGGCAGCGAGUCGGAAGAGUGCGACGCUUCGCCGGCGGUGGUGGACGGCGUCUCGCAGGGCAACGCCUCGCACGCCACGUACUCGGUCGUCCAGCACAGGGGGUAUCUCGUCGCGGAGCAGACGGGCAACUACACGCUCAGCGUGUCCGCCAGCGAUCUCGUCGCCGCCUGGUUCGGGCAGGACGCCGUCUCGGGGUGGGACUGGAGCAACGUGGCGGUGAUGGCGCAGUCGGAUGGGGAUGACGAGGAUGGUGGGUCUGAUGGCUUGCAGACGUAUAGCUUCGAGGCUACAGAGGGCGACUACCUCCCGAUGCGCAUCAUGUACGUCAAUGCGCAGGGCUGUUCGGCGCUCAGCGUCAACUUCACUCGACCGGACGGGAUGGAAAUUCUGGGCGCGGAUGAUAUCAGGAGCCAGAACGUGAUUCGGGACUGUAUAGGUGGUGACCCGCGUUACCCGAACAAGGCAUUGCCGUUCGUGCCAUGGUCGCAGGAGUCUUAGGAGGUUGAGUUUUAUGCGGAAAGAAAGACUCGGCAGUGAAUCGGUGAAUCGAGUAGGAUUUAUCCAAUCAACUGACUGAUGUGGUGGAAUUUUGGACAUCAAUGCGCAAAUGGUUUUCUUCUGUGAAAAACGUUGUAUUCAGGAUGCAUUUAUCAUCAGCUAGUUGCGGCCGCCGUCGCGCGUCUGCAGGGCCUCUACAUAUAUUCUGAAGCUCUCAAUACAUAGCCU